Messenger RNA from Styela clava, 4377 nucleotides. RefSeq names its product Fanconi anemia group I protein-like. Gene Ontology annotation, biological process: DNA repair. The record is from RefSeq and is a predicted model, not a curated record. Gene Ontology annotation, molecular function: DNA polymerase binding. NCBI's taxonomy places the organism in Eukaryota, Metazoa, Chordata, Ascidiacea, Stolidobranchia, Styelidae.
AAAAAUUUUACUAUUGCUUUUUUUAGAAAUUGAAAUAAUGGAUGAACAAUUAUUAAAAUUAUUUGAUACUGAUAAUUUUGAAGAAUUGUCUCAAAAAUUGAGAGAAAUCACGAUUGAGCAAUUGAAAGAAUUCGUGGAUGAUCACAUACUACGUCAUAAAAAUGGAAGUGAAGAGUCUACAAAGAUACUGAGAGCAAUUUUUAAAGGUUGUAACUCUGAGAAGAAUCACCUAUCACUUCAUACUAUUGCUGUCUUCACACAUUGCCUAAAAUUUUUAUCGAGCCCAGAUGUUUCACAGAAUACAGGAACCGAUAUUCUUGGCAUUAUAUUGUUUGAGAUUGAUAAAUUAACAACAGGAGGUUUGGUUGAUGCAAGUAAGAUGAUUAUUGAAAUGAUAAGAAAUGGAAAUACUGGUCAUGGAAGAGCGAUACAAGUAUUACCCAAACUGCUCACUUGUAUUGAACAAAAAAAUGAAGUCUACAUAGGGGCAGAUCAAGGAAGCAUGUCUGGGAGUGAAUAUAAGAAGCAUCUCAUUAACAACCUGUGUUCUGGAAAAUGGUCGAGUAGAAGUAUUAUUCACUUGGCAAAUAUUUUCAAAGAUGUUUCAAUGUCAAUCGAUGAAAUGAGAUUUUUUCUUCAAAAGAUGCUACGCCAACUGGAACGACUUGAAAUACAAGAAAUACCACCACUAGUCCAUCAAAUAUUGCCUUUGAGUGGCAAAACGAAUCAUGACAUUGUCCUCCAAGGAAUAUUUCAUGUUUUUACGAAAUUAGAUAAAAAAUCUUUGGAAGAGCAACGAAAAUCUACAGGUGAUAGCUGGAAUGAAAUGUUUGAGAUAGAAGAGAAUGUGGAUUAUUCAGAAAACAAUGGUCACGCAACAAUCGAAACAUCUGCAAGGAAUCUUAAGAUAGUGGAAGGCACAGUUAUACUUCAUUUAACAAACAUGGCAAGAUGGGAUCAAACAUUGGGAAAAGUUUUCAUAAAAAUGUUGAAGAUGGUGAAAGACUCAUUAGCAGAAAAUUCUUUAUCAGUUUUUUUUCUGGCAGUUGCACUUAUCCUGUCCCAAAUCAAGAUUUUUAGAGAACAAAUCUUAGAACAGCUCAAAGUCAUUAUUUUCAGAUGUUUUUCUCAUGAGCACAGGCAUGCUAAUAGUAAUUGGUUGAAACAGAGGUUGUUGAGCGUUCCAGAUGUAAAAAAGUCACUCCAAUCUGUGCUGGAUUCAUGUAAACACAGCUGGGAGCAGGUUGUAACAGGAAUUGUUCGCUUAGGAUUAUGUCUUUUGGAUGCUUAUGGACCAAAAUCAGGAGCAUUUGGAAGAAUUAUUGAAGGUAUACCGGCAAGAGAAGAUACUCCUCAACAAAACUGUUGUGAUCUUGGAGCUUAUCUACUUGCAAAUGUAUUUAAAUCUCAUCCUGUUGUUCGUACUGAGAUAAUUGAACAAUUACUCAAUCGUGUUAUUACAAAGAUGUCGUCUCCAAUCAAUCAUUAUAUCGAUGUAUUGAAAGGCAUCUGCAAGCAUUAUUCCAGCAUAGUUUUAGAAAGCAAACAAAAGUUGAGAGAAUUUUUUGAACGUAUUUGCUUGUUGUCACCACAAAAUGCAGCUUGUGUCUUACAUUCAAUAUUGCCACUUAUUCGAAUCAAUUCUCAUCUCAAAGAUUCAUUGAUUUUAGUGCUGAGAAAAGCAUUAUUCUCCUGCCAGAUUAACGGCCGAAUUAUUGCAUGUGAUAGUUUCCUAUUAUUGUUGCAAGAUUUUCGGGUUGAAGGAUUUGUAUCGUUGAGUCAAGCUUCAAGUCAAUCAUCACAGUCUAUGUUUUCAAUGAGUUCUCAAAUUCAUGUUGAUGUUCACAACUCUUCAACGGAUGUGCCAGUCAACCAAAGCUCCAACCACGAGUCUUUAUGCUUGGAAGUUCUUUCAACCUUGAGAAGAUGUCUUACCCAGCAAUCCCCAGUGCGAGCUACUUUAUACAAAGGCUUAUGGAAUGUUAUUUUAUACAAUCCACACCUUGCCAGACCGAUAUUGGAGAAGUUAAUAACUCAUUUUAAUCUAUACCAUGAAGAACAUGCUGGAGUCAUUCCUCCAAUCAAACCCAAAAUAUGCAUCACUGUUCAGAAUGGUGAACCAACUUUACUUGAACCCUUAUCCUUGCUGCUGUCAUCAAUGUUCUUGUGCAUGAAGAAGGGCCAAGAACGUCAAGGCUUAGGAGGCGAAUAUGACAAAGAUGAAAUAAUAGAUCAAAAUAUUUUGAUAACUGUUAAUGAAUUAUUUGAAUCAAUCACAACAAGAAUGGUCAAAUCUGAGAUGGAGGAUUUUGAACUGGAUAAAUCUGCCGAUUUUUCCAAUUCCACCAGUGUGGGAAAAAACAAUUAUAUUCUGGGAAAUUUAGUGAUGGGAUGUUAUCAAUCAUUAUUUGAAUAUGCUUUUCUGCAGGAUGAUUUAAAUGAAAAAAGUGCAAAUACCAUAUUACAACUACAUGUACGUUAUAAGAAAAUAAAAGAUGUCAUCAACAGUGGUCGUAAAGAUUCAAAUAAAUCCUCUGCAUCUAGCUUUUCAGCUAGUCCUGUAUUUAUUAAAAGUCUUAUUGAUGGUUUAUUUUGUGAUGAAUCAACAGACCGAGAAGUAGGAUUGAACAUAUUGAGAAUGGAUGAUGAUUUUGUCAAAUAUGCUGCGGAAACUGCAAUAUCAGCUGUUGUUGAUGCCAAAGAACACGAUCUUGUAAAAGGAAUUGGAGGUAAUGACAAGAAUCUGCUUCUUGAGAUGUGUAUGACAGUCGGACGAGCAUGUUUAAAAAAGUUCAUGGAACUCAGAAACGAUCCUACAGCAUCUGCAAUAUGCCAUUCUUGCCUUGAUGCCUUUUUUCACUCACUACAAUAUAUAUAUACCAGAAAAAGAAAAAGGUUGGAAGAAUUUUUGAUGUCAGUAUCCAUGGAUCGUGAUGCUGAAGGAACAGCAGUUAGUGCCAAUGCUCAAGUUAGAUUAGUUCGAAGAUUUCAAAGAAUUAUAAUUGCUUAUCUCUCUGAAGAUGUAGCUCUUUCUUCAGCUCAUCGCAAAAUUCUUCCUCUUCUUGCAUCUGUCGUGGAUUUUUUAUCCUCUACAUCUUUCUAUGAUUUCACAAAUAAUGUUGUCAAGGAAAAUCCCAUUCAUUCCUCCACACCAUAUCCCAAUGAUAUAACUCAAACUAAUAAAUGGAUCGGAAAAUUGUGUCAAGAACAGAUUAUAGAUGAUGCUGCUGUCACAAAGUCACUUAUCAGCCUUCACUUGCAUCUUUGCACAAUAUGUGGCCCAUGUACCGGUGAUGGUAGAGCAGUACAAGGUUCAGAGGGUGCAAUCCAUGACAUUGCUGAAGAUGUCCGUGUUGUUGCUGGUGAUAUCGAAAACACUGAAGGGGAAGAUAGUACGAUGGUUGAGGAGAGGAAGAGAGGAUCUCAUUACCAAAUCAUUGAUGAGUGCAAUGUCAUCAUCUUAGUGCCAAUUUUGGUGAGUCAUAUGGAUUCCACUGUGGAAGAAACAGAAUGGCUGUUGCAGAGGUUGAAAGGUCUAAUUGCUGCUAAUUUAACCGAUGAAAAGUUUGAAGAUUCUACCGUAGUUUCAGAAAUUGUUACAGAUUUUGAUAAAAAACGAACAAACAUUGAAAGUAGCAUUUGCUCCAGGCUUGGAAUUAUUUUAAAUUCUUAUCGCGAACUUAUAUUAUCAUCUCUACCACUUGGACAACCCGCUGAAUGCACGUUUCAUGGUCUAUCCAAACUUUAUAAUCUAUUGACUCAUCUUGCCAAAUAUUACACUUGGUUAUUAUCACAAAAUGUUAUAAAAUCUCUCCCACCUUGUUUCGAAAAACUAGUGAAACUGAUUGGCACAGAAGUCACAAGAUUUAUAUAUCCUUUCAUAAAUUAUAUUGAAAGUAUGCAAACAAAUAGAACAUCACAAGAUGCUAAGAAAAGAAAGAGAAAGGAUAACAAUAAAGACUCGACAAGAACUGCAGCAAAUAAGAUGAAAGUAUUACGAGAAACAAGGUUCAUUCCUUCACUCAUUUAUUCUGUUGAAAAUUUGGAGCGUUUUCUGAUAUCUUUGGGAAAAAAAUGCAAAAUGGAUUUGUUACGAGAACACAAACUUCCGACAUCUCGCGAUUUUCGUAUCAAAAGUUCAGUUAUCAAAGAAACUCUUGCAAGGAGAGAAGAGGAGGUAACUCAGGAAACGCAAGAGGAAAUAUCUACAAAUAGUUCAGAUGAAGGAGAUUCUGCCAGGAAAAAGCCAAGAUCUGUUGACAAGUAAUAUACAAUUGGCUUCAAGAAAAAGGCACACUUUAUUUAAAUCUGUUUUACUCAUUUAUAUAUAUUGUACAAAAUGUUGUUCUGUGGCAAAUAAAAUUCUUGUUUGUUCUU